AUGGCAUCUGUAGAAGAUAUUAAAAAUAUAUUUGGUCCUUAUCAGGAACAUCAUCAAUUAACCAUAUAUGAAAACGAAAAAAUUAUUUUGGAUAUCGUAGAACUGAUAUGUGAUUCUUAUUGCAAAGAUUUAAGAACUUUAAAAUUCUUGGGCCAAAUUUUGACUCAACAGGAUUAUGAAGAAUUAAUUGAAGAAAGGAAUAUAAGUCAAAAAUGUGGGUAUCCAUUAUGUCACCUCUCCCAAGAACGUACGAAUGCAAAUGGUAGGGAUCAGUUUACAAAAAAUUUCAUGAUUCAAAAUAAUCCUUAUAAUUAUCUAAACAAUUAUUGUACUUUGAAACAUUAUAAAAGUUCUAUGAUCUUUAAAUUACAAUUAAAUGAAGAACCUUUAUUUGAAAGGUGGAAAUCAUUUAAUAAAUACAUGUCACAAUUACAAAAUACUGAUACUAUUCUUGAUGCUUCGCUUGUACGUGCAGAUAUACGAUUAUAUGAAGACUUUGAAAUGGAAGAUAAUAAUCGUUCAGUAGAAAAUGAAGAAAUCAAAAGAAUCAUUAAAAAUAUAAGAGCUUUAAAUAUCAAUAACGGUGAGCAAGAUAUUGAUGCCAAUCAAUUAAGUAGUCUAUUGGAAGAAAUUAAAAUCACUGAAAUUGAGAAUCCUUUGCCGUUAGGUGAUCUUCAAAAAAAUACAGUAAAUGAUUGA
Molecule: messenger RNA, 699 nt
Organism: Henningerozyma blattae CBS 6284
Lineage: Eukaryota; Fungi; Ascomycota; Saccharomycetes; Saccharomycetales; Saccharomycetaceae
Product: RNA polymerase II subunit B1 CTD phosphatase RTR1
Exons: 1
Coding region: 1-699 (232 amino acids)
Cellular component (GO): nucleus; cytoplasm
Molecular function (GO): RNA polymerase II CTD heptapeptide repeat phosphatase activity; RNA polymerase core enzyme binding
Source: RefSeq, a predicted model, not a curated record